Quercus robur (English oak) is the source of this 2109-nucleotide messenger RNA. RefSeq lists its product as uncharacterized. Gene Ontology annotation, molecular function: transcription cis-regulatory region binding; DNA-binding transcription factor activity. The transcript is spliced from 2 exons. Gene Ontology annotation, cellular component: nucleus. The record is from RefSeq and is a predicted model, not a curated record. Gene Ontology annotation, biological process: regulation of DNA-templated transcription. Lineage: Eukaryota; Viridiplantae; Streptophyta; Magnoliopsida; Fagales; Fagaceae. Bases 207 to 2036 code for a protein of 609 amino acids.
UGUGACUCAAAACUCUUAACACUAGUCCCUCUUACUUGAGUUCCAUCUAUCUUUUCUACCAUUGUUAUAUCCAAAAAUUGGUCUGAAAAACCUUGUAUGUUGGAAGCAUAUUCGUGAACUAAUCAUUUGAAAGAAAGUGUUUGGUUGUUUGUAUCUUUAAGUGUCUCAACCCCAUAGAUAGCCCAAUUUGUGAAGAUCAAAUAAGAAUGUCACAUUCUGCUCAUUCCAUUCCAUUAAUCUUCCCACCAGACAAUUCUGGGUCUGGUGGAUCAGCAUCUAGUGAGACUCUUCCACAGUCCUCUCAUUCUAUAUCAUCAAUCUUCCAACCAUACAAGUCUACUGAGAGUUCAGAAUCCAAUGAAAGACUCCCACAAUGCUUUCAUUCCAUACCUUUAAUCUUCCCACCAACCGAGUCAACAAACAGUUCCUCUGGUUCUCAUUCAAAGCAGUCAGACUCUUCUACCAAUGAAUCAACACACCAGUCUACUUCAACCCAAUUGCCUGAACUACAAGACCUUCAUUUCAAUGAAGUUAAUCAUAAUUUUAAACGUGGUAAUGCUCGAUCUCCUUUGUCAAUUCAAGCUGAAGAUAGUUAUCAUUUUCAAGCUGGACUCAAAAAGCUUAUAGAGGAGGCUCGCCAGAGCUGGACCUAUGCAAUUAUGUGGGGUUUAUCUUACGACCAUUCUGGCUCUUCAAUGUUGCGGUGGGCUAAUGGGUACCACAGAGGCGAAAAUGAGCUCAAUUCAGUGAUCACAGGAUCUAAUGUUGAUGAAAAAGAUGUCAGCAAUACUGAGUGGUUCUUUUUGAAGUCGAAGAUGCAGUGCUUCUUGAAUGGCAGUGGCCACCCAGGCCAAGCUUUUGUCACUUCAAGAUUGGUCUGGGUGGCCGGGUUGGAGCGUCUAGGGAGCUCCUCGUGUAACCGGGCACGAAUGGGGCAGGUCUCCGGGUUACAAACAAUGGUAUGGAUACCCUCAGCAAACGGCAUUGUGGAAUUUGGCUCUACAGAGCUGAUUUUCCAGAGCACGGAUUUAAUCAACAAGGAGAUCAUGAUGGGAAGACCUAGACAACUGAGGGCUGGAUUGCAUGAUGUAACUAUUCAAGAUGAUAGUUUUGAAGAGAUUCGUCAAAUGCUUGCUACUCUGAAAACAAUGACAGAGAAGCAUCAAGCUUGUCUGUCUGAGCAACAGGUACAGAACACUGAGCAACGACAAAGUCAGAGUGGAGCCUCCCCCGCCCUUCCUCUUAUUCCUAAAGAUCAAAUCCCAGUUUUGUUAAAGCAAUUCCGUGAGCUUAUUCCACCUGUGUUUAGGCGAACGACUAACCCAUUCAAGGCUGAGGAAUGGAUAAAGAAGAUGGAAAAUAUUUUCAUUGCCAUUGGUUGCAUAGGUGAUCAACGUGUGACUUUUGCUACAUUCAUGUUAGAGGGAGAAGAGGCUAACCGUUGGUGGGCAUAUGAGCAAAGAUUGUUGCAUGAGGCUGGGACACAAGUAACAUGGGAGGCAUUCUCAAAGGCAUUUUAUGAGCAUUACUUUCCUGAUAGUAUUCGAGAUCAAUUAGAGUCAAAAUUUCUUAAACUCAUACAAGGGAGCAAGACAGUUACAGAAUAUGAGAUGAAAUUCUUAGAGCUAGUACAUUAUGCCCCUCAUGUUGCAGAAGAUGAGGCGAGUAAAUGUCGUAGGUUUUUCGAGGGGUUGAGGAAAGACAUUAGGUCACAAAUUAUUCCCUCAAUGCUAAGGGAUUUCAAUAAGCUAAUUGAACAAGCUAAGGUGGUAGAGAAAAAUUAUGAUCAAACUCAUAAGGUUCACGAGUCGAAAAGGAUGAGAUUUGCGCAAAGAGGAGGCCAAAGUGGUAGACAACAUAGUAGUGAUGGAUCUACUGAGGGGGUUAGAGACACUUGUCACUUCUGUAAGAGGAGCCACCCAGCACAUAAAUGUCCCUUGAUUACAAGAGCUUGUUUUCAGUGUGGUCAAACUAACCAUUUUGCUCGCACCAAAUCUUCCAGGGAUAGGCUUAAAGGUAAAAGGACCAAGAAAUAGAGCGUAAGAUAUUGUUUUUAUAUUUCCUUCAGCUGGCAUUCUUGGAGUCUCAAUCAGUGGCGGAGCCACACAC